AUGAGCACGCUUAGUCCAGCUGACGGCAUUAGGUUUAUUCGACUUAAAGCGGCACUGAGCAGACCAAUCGCUGUAGCAAAAAAAAAGCAGAUACGCUUGCGGAGAGAGGGCUACACCGUACAGGUCAGUGUUAACGACUACCUGGACAUCUACUGUCCACACUACAACCACAGCCAACGGGGGGCGCUAGAGCGCGGUGUGGCCGAGCAGUACAUUCUCUACAUGGUCAGUUACCGAGGCUACCGCACCUGUGACCCACAGAUGGGCUUCAAACGCUGGGAGUGCAACCGGCCGCACGCCCCCCACGCGCCAAUUAAGUUCUCAGAGAAAUUCCAGCGUUACAGCGCCUUCUCGCUAGGCUAUGAAUUCAACGUGGGUCAUGAGUACUACUAUAUAUCUACACCAAUCCAUCACCAUGGACACAGCUGUUUAAGACUGCGGGUGUUUGUCUGCUGUUCUAUAGCCUCUAAUGCAGAUGACGACUCAAACCAGAGUCCACCUGACUACACUGUCAGACCCAAACUGCAUGACAUUGAUGAGUUUAACCCUGAGAUCCCUAAACUGGAGAAGAGUGUCAGCGGCAGCAGUCCGUCUGGAGACCGACUGUUAAUCACUGUGGCGACGCUUCUCCUCGCUGCUCUCCUCGUGUCCUAGCAACCGUCUCUCCCUCUCUCUGACAUUUCUGAGCCAGCAGUCCCGAGCUCUCUGAAAAAAAAUCGCCUUUCGUUCAACCUGUGCGGGAAAUUAUCCAAUCAGAACAGAUUAAUCACUAGUCGAGCCCUAAACGUGGGAGCUAAUUGUAGAUCUACCGCACCCAAAUAGUGGCCUUUGUCUCCACAAUUUUGGACCUUACGAUUAAGGAUGACAUGCAUCGAUUUCAGGAUUUGCCUUUGUGACGGAACGUCCACUCUUCUCAAACAUACUCGCGGAGAAAAAAAAAAACAAUCUGUUUAGACAGUGAGGUAUCUACCUCUAGCUACGUCUGUUCUCAUGUUCAAUGAACCCAUCCAGACUGGGGCAGCUCUUGAGGUGGACAUUCUGAGAUUGACAUGAGCUCAAAUGGAUAUGACAAGCGUCAUAGUGCUCAGUGCUUUGACCGUUGGAUCUCAGCUGAGGGACUCGAGGAGUAUUGGAGACCUUUGAUCCUGUCUUAACAUUCUGUAACAACCCAUACCUAUGUGACUGCGAUAUGUGUCAGUCAUUGAUAGUGUUGCAGCAGAGAUCAAUAAAACUCAUUUGCCAGUCACUAAGUUCAGAUGUUAGGCUUAUGAAUCGUUCACAGAAAGGCAUGGCUGCUGUUUCUGCUAGUUGCCGGGCUGGAGUCUCGUUUGUGAGCUGUAAUGGGAACGCUUUCCAUCUAGUUUCCUAGUUCCACUGCUGAACUUGGAAACUAGAGGCAGAUUAUCGGUCAGAGACCAUCACUUUUGUACAUUGUGUGACCGAAAGAGUUUGGUCAUCAUAGCAGCGCACAUAACAAAAGAGAAUCGAGACGGACCGAAUGAAGGGUAGAUAAUAGAUAGACUUUUAUUUGCUAUAGUAUGUACGUGUCAUCAUGGGAAGGUACUGGAUUGGCCAGUGCCACUGAUUAGCAUAGUGGCCAUUUUUGUAAGAGCGGUCGAGUCAUAAACUGCAAUUCGCUGUUUUAUAUCGAAGAAUUGCAGUGCAGGAUUAGUUUUUACUGUAUGAUACAUAUUUAACUGCUCUUUGAGUAUGUUACUUUAUAUGCUUAAUUUAUUGAGUUAUUUAUUGAUCAUUUGAUCCUUUUUUGAAACUUUGUGAGUUUUGUCUGCUUUUUUGAGGGAUCUUUCC
This is a messenger RNA of Sinocyclocheilus anshuiensis, 1809 nucleotides long. RefSeq names its product ephrin-A3-like. Bases 1 to 654 code for a protein of 217 amino acids. Gene Ontology annotation, molecular function: ephrin receptor binding. Gene Ontology annotation, biological process: ephrin receptor signaling pathway; axon guidance. Gene Ontology annotation, cellular component: plasma membrane. NCBI's taxonomy places the organism in Eukaryota, Metazoa, Chordata, Actinopteri, Cypriniformes, Cyprinidae. The transcript has 6 exons. The record is from RefSeq and is a predicted model, not a curated record.